AUGAAACUUAUUCGAAUUACCACGACAGCAAAUCAAUUGAUGACUCGUUUGAAUACUGUUUUUAAACAAAAUUCAACUGCAAGUGAGUUAAAAACUGAACCGCUAAAGUAUGGUGAAUGUGAUUGUGGUACGACGAAUGAUACAUGUACCGAACUCAUCAAAAUAUAUGAAAAAGUCGGAUUUACUCUUAAAGAAAACUAUACAAUUCCUAAUUUUUUUGUGGGCUGCUAUCUGAUCGACGCAUUAUUUUUAUCGACAUUAGAAUGUUUCUAUAAUGAAUCAUGUAUGAAGGGUCUUCUUGAAUAUUUUCCACCUGUCGUCGAACCGUGGACUGUUCCAGCGCUAAAUUCAAGUCUUAGUCAAGCUAAUAAGUUGAUUGGAUCGAUUGUUGAUGAAUUGAUGAUUGAUGAGUGGUCAGCAUAUGCCAAUUUUACUUCUUAUUACCACAAAUGUGCGCCAAGUACAUGCAUCAUCGAAUAUAACAAGUAUCAAGGUUUCUUGACGAUUAUCAGCAUUAUUAUUGGUAUUUUUGGUGGCCUAUCCAUUGCUUUCCAGUUGCUGAUCUGGUUUGGCCUUCGAUUAAUUGAAAAAUUUAUCAACGGAUUUUCUUUGAAACUAUCUUUACAGUUUCUAAAACAGAUUUUUGGCUGGAAUGAUGAACAAAAGUUGACGGGUCGCUUACAUAUUAUUCUAGUUGGAGUGAUCCUCUAUAUUCUCUACAUACAUCACGUAUUUCGUCCUAAGUUAAUUGAAGAGAAAUUUCAGAAACCAUUACUAGCCGAUUAUGAAAAUCUAAUUGGACAGUAUCCCGAUUCUCUGCAUUGCUUUUGCUCGAAAAUAGCAAUUCAAUAUCGUUUCUUUCUUAACCUAACCCCUCAUUUCCACGAUGUAUGUCUGAGAGACCUGGAUUCAGAAGCGUUGGCCAUAGUCAAUAGUGUUAAUCAUACUUUGUUCAUGCACCUUGGUCAACAGUAUGCGUCUACAGGUCGGACAUAUAUCCGAACGAUCAAGUCACUCUGUCGACUGUCUAGUGACACAGUGUACGGUUCAAUCAAUCAAUUAUUAGCAAGUCAUCUAGUCAAUACUGAACUAUUAUCUCCAUCCUCAUUUAUCAGACAAAUGCGAGCGAUUCUUGAUGAUUUCAAUUCGACAGUACCUAGCAUAUUAAUUAAUACGUUCGCAUUGACUCGCAUGAUAAUAAAUACAAGCAAACUAAUGAAUAUCUAUGGUAAUAGUUGGAUUUUUGAGGUUCAGCCAACUCCAGAUUUUAAAGAUACUGCGCACACUGUUCCAAAUAUUAUAAAAGAAUGCAAUUGUGGAUUUACUUCGAGCUGCACCUGGUUUCAUUUUGGGUUAAAGAUAGGUUGUUAUCCAGUCGAAGCUAUGUUGGAAUGGUCACUCGACUGUCUCUACGAUCGAAAAUGUUUGAAAGAAACAAACAUUUCUUUAGUAUUGAAUAGCUCUACUAAUCCAAGUCGUUUCCCUUAUAAUUCAACUAUUGAAUCUAUUUUCAAUAAACUAAUGAUGGAAGAACUUGUGAAUAAUGUAUCCUAUGAAAAUUACUUUCACCAGUGUGCACCUAUAUUGUGUGUUCGUUCUUAUAUCAAAAAAAGUGAUCUACUCCACGGGAUUACAAAAAUGAUUUCUCUCUAUGGCGGUGUAGUAAUCAUUUGUAAGUUCGUUGCAGUAUUCAUCGUCAAACUAUUACGAUAUCGAUCAGUCCGAGUUACGCCGACGACAAACUAAUCUAAUGAUAGACAUUUUAAUCUCUACUUUAUCUGAUCGAUGUGCUGGUAUUGGUACAAAACUAUACAUAUGACUUAGAAAAUGACAAAAUGCUUUGACUGUCUUGAUGGUGGGUGUAGAUGAAGAAGGAUUUGCUUACUGUUAAUGUCAGCAAAUGACACUCUAACUCUUGGUUAACCGGCAUAAAGCCAUUGUAUUUUCUGUAUUAAAUAAACACAGUACUUUCGAUAAAGAGUCUAGUAUCUCAGUUUGUCAAAAAUAUACACUAUGAAACUCAUAUUAUUUUUGUAGCUUCUGAUAGUAACAGCCCCUAUUUUAUUUUGCCCUGUUUCAUGUGCUAGCAUGAAGAACAAACAAAGAUUUUCUCUCACAAAGUUUUGACUGAGAAUUGACAGCAAUGAAUAUUAAACAAUAUCCGACUAUAUCAUGGCUGGUUUUUUUACAAUUGAUAAGUUUGAUCUAUUUUUAUUUGAAAUCAUUCUUUAACACAGCUGAAAUACGAGUCUAUCUACAAAAAGAAUGCUAUUACAGAUACAGACAGAUAUAUAAGAUAGCCAAGACACAGAGUUUCUUGAUAUCUAAAUAUUCUUACAAUUACAUGAUGAUAAUUAUCAACAGAACAUAAUCUUUUGUCAUAUUUUGUUGUAAAAGUAUGAAUCGAGAAGUAUUAGCUGCUGGGAUUCUAUGAAAGUCGGUAAAAUUUAGUCCAAAAAAUGAGCUCGAAACUUUGUGAUGAAAAAUCUAUAGUUUUGAUGAAUAUUAACUUCUAAUAUCUGGCUAAUUUGUCGCGAGUACAAACAAAUUCACUCAACACACUCUUAAUUCGUAGCACUAACAUCAUCCAAGUUAAGUUCAAAAAAACCAUUCGCUCAUGAAUCGUACUGAUUGUUUUAUUCUAGGUCGAUGUAUAAUAACAUUUGAUAAUUAUACAAAGUUCUUUAAUAUCUAUAAUGCAAUCUUUUCUGGUAUAUUAGUACGAAUUUUAAUGACUACUUUUAGUCUAGUAACAAUUCGAAUUAUAAAACAAUUUCAAUAAUAUAUUGCUAAUAAUACAAUAGUUUUAAUGAAUAUUUUAUUUAAUAUCGACCAUCACUUGCAAACUAGUGUAUCAAUUACAGGGAACUACAAAGUGGUCCCGGUCUCGGUUCCGCGGGACCGGGACCGGGACUGUCAUUAAAUUUCCAUUUCUUUCGGGAUCGGAUCAAAAUUGUCAUCUGAUCCCGUCAAUUUUUUUAUCAUAUAUUAAACUAGACAUUUUCUUGUCUGUAAUCUUUGUAAAGUAAGAAAUGGCAAACCAAAUUUUUCAGUUGCAGCUAUGGAGAAAACAUACAUAUUUAAUUCACAUUGAAAAUACUAAAAAUUUUACCAGCUUCAUAGAUUAUUUCGCAGAUGAGGGAAAAACACAUUAAUUGGGUUGGAUAAUAAUUCUAUCACUCUCUUCUGUUAUGUCAUUUUUCUUUAGUUCAUUUUACUUAUUUUUAACCUCGAUGAAGUUUUGAGACCGGAACCAACUGUUGAUGUUUGACCGGAACCGAAAAAAAAAGUGAUUUUGCAGUUCCCUAAAUAUGACUUCAAGAUAUUAUUCUAACUCAUAUAUUAUUUGGUGAAUGAUAAUUUAUUAAGAAAUGUGAAUGAUUAAAUAGUUUGAUUACAUAGAAAAUUUUAUGAUUCAGUUCAUGAAAGAAAAUGUCAUUUUGUCUCUAUAGAUUAAUAAAGCUCAGCGCU
Molecule: messenger RNA, 3471 nt
Organism: Adineta steineri
Lineage: Eukaryota; Metazoa; Rotifera; Eurotatoria; Adinetida; Adinetidae
Source: the annotation of a GenBank genome assembly